Penicillium crustosum is the source of this 213-nucleotide messenger RNA. RefSeq lists its product as uncharacterized. The coding region runs from base 1 to 213 and encodes 70 amino acids. The record is from RefSeq and is a predicted model, not a curated record. Lineage: Eukaryota; Fungi; Ascomycota; Eurotiomycetes; Eurotiales; Aspergillaceae. The transcript is spliced from 2 exons.
AUGGCUCGCGCUCGCAAUGCUAGAUGGGCUGGUCUCGACUCUGAUUCCGCGGAACCAGAGCCGAAUGCAAAGCGUAAAGGACGAAAGUGGAUGCAGUCGAGUUCGGGGGAUAUGGCACAGGUCGACAAGCGGGUGUGGCGCGCAUUGAGUAUUAAGAUGGAAUAUCGAGGUGAAUCAAUGCGGAAUCAGAUGCUCCUUGGAGUCAUUCUAUGA